Balearica regulorum gibbericeps (East African grey crowned-crane) is the source of this 627-nucleotide messenger RNA. Lineage: Eukaryota; Metazoa; Chordata; Aves; Gruiformes; Gruidae. The record is from RefSeq and is a predicted model, not a curated record.
GCCUACAUUUGCAUGUGGAGGAGUUGUUUCUGGAGAGUCAGGGUUUAUUGGGAGUGAAGGAUUUCCUGGAGUCUACCCUCCAAACAGCAAAUGUACUUGGAAAAUCACAGUCCCAGAAGGAAAAGUGGUGGUUCUUUCUUUUAGAUACUUAGACCUGGAAAGUGACAAUUUGUGCCGAUAUGAUUUUGUGGAUAUAUACAAUGGCCAUGCCAAUGGACAACGCAUCGGCAGGUUCUGUGGUACUGUGAAACCAGGUGCCCUCGUAUCUAACAGCAAUAAAAUGUUGGUGCAGAUGACUUCAGAUGCUAAUACUGCUGGAAGUGGAUUCAUUGCAAAGUUUUCUGCAGCAGAACCACAUGAAAGAGGGGAUCAGUACUGUGGGGGACGACUGGAGAAGCCAUCGGGGUCCUUCCAAACACCCAACUGGCCGGAGCGAGACUACCCAGCGGGAGUCACCUGCUCCUGGCACAUUGUCGCCCCGAAGAACCAGUAAAUCAAAUUAAGUUUUGAGAAGUUUGAUGUGGAGAGAGACAACUACUGCAGAUAUGACUACGUUGCAGUGUUUAAUGGUGGGGAAAUCAAUGAUGCUAAAAGAAUUGGGAAGUACUGCGGAGACAGUCCACCAGC